Molecule: messenger RNA, 791 nt
Organism: Linderina pennispora
Lineage: Eukaryota; Fungi; Kickxellomycota; Kickxellomycetes; Kickxellales; Kickxellaceae
Exons: 4
Coding region: 1-741 (246 amino acids)
Biological process (GO): base-excision repair
Cellular component (GO): nucleus
Molecular function (GO): DNA-(apurinic or apyrimidinic site) endonuclease activity; damaged DNA binding; DNA N-glycosylase activity
Source: RefSeq, a predicted model, not a curated record
AUGUCGAGAGGGCACGCAAGCUGCUCGAGGCGAAAAUGCCUAGGCAAGGAGAUAACGGCAGUAGCGGCACUUGAUGAUACAAUCGUAAUGCCUGACGUGCGUGGCAAGAAGCUGGAAUCUCUCCUGUGCGGCCGCAGCGUCACUGGUACCGGCCGACGCGGUAAGCAGUUCUGGCUAACUCUGACUGGUCCCCUGGUAUAUGUGCGCGGCGAGCACACAUCGCAUUACCGCAUGCAAGGAGUGUCUGGUGGUGACGCCUGGCCGCCAAGAUUCACCAAGCUCGAGCUCGAGUUUGGCAAGGACACCGUGGUGGCAUUUGCCGAUGCGCGUCGGCUGGCGAUACAGGUCACGAAGCUCGGCUUCGAUCCAGUCAUCGAUCCGCCUAAGCCCGUGGACUUUUAUGCAAUGGUCCACUGUCGCCGGACACCGAUCAAGGCGCUGCUGCUCAACCAGGACCGGAUCCACCCGGAGCAGCGUGCCAACACGCUGAGCGAGGAGCAGGCGCAUGAGCUGCUGGCGCAAAUCAUAUCGAUAUGCACCAAGGCAGUAGCAGUGAAUGCCGAGAGCAAGCUGUUCCCAAAAGACUGGCUGUUCCACUACCGCUGGUCGAAGGGGAAAAAGGGUGAGCACAAGAUGCCCGACGGCCGCGCGAUCGAGUUUGUGACGGUCGGCGGACGAACAUCGGCGAUCAUUCCCCGAUGUGCAGAUUCUGCAUUAAGAAGAAAUCACAAUACAUUAUAGAUAGAGAAAUAACAAUUAGGUGCUGCUGUGAAUCUGCUUGCCAUUGACGU